Messenger RNA from Eublepharis macularius, 4110 nucleotides. RefSeq names its product G protein-coupled receptor 37 (gene GPR37). NCBI's taxonomy places the organism in Eukaryota, Metazoa, Chordata, Lepidosauria, Squamata, Eublepharidae. The record is from RefSeq and is a predicted model, not a curated record. Bases 30 to 1838 code for a protein of 602 amino acids. Gene Ontology annotation, biological process: adenylate cyclase-inhibiting G protein-coupled receptor signaling pathway; positive regulation of MAPK cascade. Gene Ontology annotation, molecular function: prosaposin receptor activity; G protein-coupled peptide receptor activity. Gene Ontology annotation, cellular component: signaling receptor complex; plasma membrane. The transcript is spliced from 2 exons.
CGGGAAGGAAGGGCUGCCUGUUGCCAAGCAUGCGCCCGCUCCGGACUCGCUUCGCCCUGCCGUGGCUUCUGGGCGCCCUCUCUGCCCUGGCCCGAGCAGCCUUCUUUCAGCCGCCUUUGAACAGGGAUGCGCUGGAGUGGCCGGCGGAUGCCGGCAGCCGGAGCAGGGAGUGCGGCGGAUCCUGUUGCCGAGUGCCUCGGCCAGAGAUGCCCAGAGGAGGAGAGGGCUGGGCUGUGCGGUUCCCACUAGGGAGCGCUUCCCAGGCUUCCUUGCAGAAAGGGCAGGCCACAACUGGAUCUCCGAAGGCAUGGGUCCCGCGGGUGGAUUACGGCUGGAUCCCUGCGCCGCUUGCCCGUCAAGGAUCUCAUGCUCUGAAGCCAAUCGAGUGGUCUGUGGAAGAACAGGGUGAGAACCAGUUGAAGGAGGAGCGCUGGGUAGCUUUGGGGACUGGUCACCCUAAGGUCAAAGAACCGGAGCAGGGAAGCAGAAGGGAUGCCGCAAGGAUCAGCCUCAAGAGGCAUACUAGAAGAAAACGGGGAGCUGGCGAUCCCCUGGACAGAGGGAGAGCAGGGAAAGCCCGGGCUGUCAAGAACAGCCACUUUGUAAGAAACGCCACUCACUCGCUGGACGGAGAGAUGGAGAGUGAAAUCCCCCUGUUGCUGCCCUUGAAUGGCUCUCACAUGGUACAGAGGGAUGCUGGUACCCUCCGCAAUGGGACCUUCCGACCACCUCGAGUCAAGAACCCGUUCUACCCCCUGACUGAGGAGUCCUACGGUGCCUAUGCAGUCAUGUGCCUGUCCGUCGUGAUCUUUGGCAUUGGGAUAAUGGGCAACAUGGCUGUGAUGUGUAUUGUGUGCCACAACUACUACAUGAGGAGCAUCUCAAACUCGCUAUUGGCCAACCUGGCCUUUUGGGAUUUCCUCAUCAUCUUCUUCUGUUUGCCUUUGGUGAUCUUUCAAGAACUCACCAAAAAGUGGCUGCUGGAAGAUUUCUCCUGCAAAAUUGUACCGUAUGUUGAGGUAGCAUCCCUUGGAGUUACUACCUUCACGUUAUGCGCCCUCUGUAUAGACCGUUUCCGUGCUGCCACUAAUGUGCAGAUGUAUUAUGAGAUGAUUGAAAACUGUACAUCAACAACUGCCAAACUGGCUGUGAUAUGGGUCGGAGCUCUACUCUUGGCCCUGCCAGAGGUGGUCCUACGUCAAUUGACUAAAGAAGAUUCUGAAGUCAGUGGAGGCCCUCCUGUGGAACGGUGCGUGGUGAAGAUCUCUCCUCAGUUACCAGACACCAUCUAUGUGUUGGCCCUCACGUACGAUGGCGCUAGACUCUGGUGGUACUUCGGCUGUUAUUUUUGUUUGCCUACUCUUUUCACAAUUACUUGCUCGUUGGUAACAGCGAGGAAAAUCCGCAAGGUGGAGAAGGCAUGUACAAGAGGCAACAAGCGACAGAUUCAACUGGAAAGUCAGAUGAACUGCACAGUGGUGGCUUUGACCAUUUUAUACGGCUUCUGCAUCAUUCCGGAAAACAUUUGCAACAUUGUCACCGCCUACAUGUCUUCGGGGGUCUCUCAGCAGACUAUGGACCUCCUCCACCUCAUUAGUCAGUUUUUGUUGUUCUUUAAAUCAUGCGUGACUCCAGUUCUUCUUUUCUGUCUCUGCAAACCAUUCAGUCGAGCCUUUAUGGACUGUUGCUGUUGUUGCUGUGAUGAAUGCAUUCAGAAGUCUUCGACAGUGACGAGUGACGAUAAUGACAACGAAUAUACUACAGAGCUUGAACUCUCCCCUUUCAGUACUAUACGUCGGGAGAUGUCCACAUUUGCUUCUGUUGGGACUCACUGCUAGUUCUCCUUUUGGUCAGAACUCAUAAAGGCAGAUAGAGGGGUGGUUUUUCUUUCUCUUUACUUCGGGGGUGGGGGUGGUAGUAUGUGGAUUUUGCUAUUUGGUCAUAUUUCUAAAUGUUUAUGUUGGAGGAGGAAAGUGUCGUAAGAAUGGCUGUUAACCGGUUUGCAUAUUAACACAUUUGCUUUGAAAAAUAACUGUUUAGACAUUAAAGAGAGAGACCAGCAGCCAGCAUGGCGCUUUAUAUCAUUGCAGUUGGCAGUGUCCUCAUAUUUUAGUUUUAAGGGAAGGGAGAAGCCAUCCCCUGUUGUUAUUUCUCUUUGUUUUGUUUUUUUUAAUUACUGUAGCUUGCUUAGUUUGGGCAUGAUCCAGCCAAUGUUAAGUGCUGCUAAGGCUGUUUGUUCUGUACAGGGUUUGGGCGGGGGGCGCAUGUUAAACAUGUAAGGACUCCCAUUGAUUUCAGUGGGACGAAGCCUAAGCACCUUCAUCUUGAAAUCAAUGGGACUGAAAAGCACUUAACUUUGACUGAAUAGGACUCACUGGAUCCUCCCCCCCGCCCCGCCAAAAAACUUCCCCCACAAAAUAAUGGUUUGAAGUAGUUAACUUUAAACCUAGUUUAUGCAAAUUAUUGUGAGAUUAUUUGGUAUUAUACAACUGUUAGACUAAUUUUAGUUCUUUGACUUUAUUAUCAAGAAGCAUUUUAACAGUUACAUCAAAUAAUAUGAGGAUAAUCCCUUAAUAAGGACAGAAAUCAUUUUCUUUCAUUAUAAAAGGACUAAUAUUGAAUACGUCUUUCCCGUCACACCUGGAGAGAUAUGUCUUUGCAAUACAGCUUUGCAGGGUCAUAUCACAUAUAUCACGUAUCCCGUUUCUGUAGGGGGAGUCUUAAGGCUGUGCUUGUCUUUCCCUCCACACAUGAACAUACACAUGAAUCUUCCCCAUACUGAGAGUCUUUCUACAUAGUACUUUUGACACAUGUUCCUCACGUGUUAGGAGAUGCAAUGUUAGCUGGGAAGUGUAGAUUUAAGUAGAGUCGGUGGAGAUGGCUCCGAAGUGGACAGAUUCUCUUACAGCCUUCCGCCGCCUCCCUUUCGGAGUCUUUGCCCUGCCAAGGCUCAGUUAAUUGAAAGUUUUAAGCAGCGAGGGCGGCAGGGUAAAAGCUCUGGAAGAGGAGACAGCCCCGGCCUCUCGUGUAGACUCUCUGAAUCAGUCCAUCGGUCCAUCAAGGUCUAUAUUGUCUCUUCAGACCAGCAGUGGCUCUCCAGUGUCUAAGGCAGAGAUCUUUCAUACCACCUGGUCUUUUCAACUGGAGAUGCCUGGAGUUGAACCUGGGAUCUUCUGCUUGCCAAGCAGAUGCGCUAUCAUCAUGGCCCCUCCCCCACCUGUAUAACAAGUUGUUAGCUUUGCAAUGUUUCGAGGGAGGAGGGAUGCGCUUGCAAUUACGUGAACUCUUCCGGUUGUGUGCCGUUGCACUGAAUCUUGCAAGUUUUACUCAGAUAUUCCCUACCUGACAGGUCUAAAGGAAUGAUCUGUGUGCGAGUGUACAAUGUACAGUCAAACGUUUUAAUAUUUGUGCAAUGGAUUCCUCCUUUUUAACACGUAGAUGUAUGCUAAGUUAUUAUGUUCAAUUUGAUCCACGGGAUUCCCACUCAUAUAAGGUGUGUUAUGACCUGUGACUCUUUGUUUUUGUUUUGCAAGUGUUUUCAACACUAAGGGGUAUGCUCUCUGUUUGUGUAUGUAACUCCUGCUGUAAGUGACAGUGCCACUGUAGGGGAGGGGAAUCUAAAACUUUGCCAUGGAAUUAGUGACAAUAAAAUAUCAUGGCUUAAACAUUGUGGUACGUAAUUCCCCCCCCCCCCAUUUUUAUGUUUUAAGCAGAAGUACUUGUUGGUUGCUGUUUCAGCAUAUUCCUUAAGGUGCUAAUUGGGUACCGGGUUACUUAGAGCUAGUAAGUACAGAUACCCUCUAGUGGUUUGAAAUGUUACAUCCUGUUUCUCCUUUAUAUAAAAUCCAAUGAUGUUUGAAGUUUGGUUCCUGUUUAUUAUGUUUAUGAAUUCCACAGAUUUGUUUAAACACCCCGCAUAUAAUUUUUUCCCCCAAAUUUGGAAAGAAAUUAACAAACUAUCGGUAUGAUUUCCUACGUAAAAUUCUGAUAGAGUCCUCUGACUUUACUUUCUGUAUUUUUAAUAUAUUCAGGGCAUGUAUUGUACAUUGUAUCUUUGAGAAUUUUAAGGGCUACUUCACAAGAUUUGCUCUUUUUCCUUAAUAAACUCUU